AUGGGCAAUAAACCAAGUGCCAUCGAGAGCUGCUUGAUUUCUGCAGUGGGCGGUGACAAGGGACUCAUCGCAGGGCAGUCCACCAUCGGAUAUCAGUUAUCACACGUCAAGCCGUACAAUCUCGACAUUCCCGUGAAACCCUCAGCAGUUACAUACCCGAAGACGUCAGAGCAAGUCGCCGCCAUCGUCAAAUGCGCAGUGGACAAUAGCCUGAAGGUCCAACCUCGUAGUGGUGGACACAGUUACGCCAAUUAUGGAAUCGGUGGCGAAGAUGGAUCGAUCGUGGUGGACCUCAAGAACUUCCAGCAAUUCAGCAUGGACAAAACGACAUGGCAAGCAACCAUCGGAGGCGGAACGCUUCUUGGUGAUGUAACCAAACGCCUGCACGACAACGGCAAUCGAGCUAUAGCCCACGGAACUUGUCCACAAGUCGGCAUCGGAGGACACGCUACCAUCGGAGGCCUGGGACCCAGUUCGCGCAUGUGGGGAUCAUCGCUGGACCACGUGCAAGAAGUUGAAGUAGUUCUUGCCAACUCUUCCGUUAUUCGCGCAUCGGAAGACCAGAACGCCGAUGUGUUCUGGGCGCUGAAAGGCGCGGGAGCGGGAUUCGGCAUCAUCACGGAGUUCAAAGUGAGAACGCAGGCCGAGCCUGAUCAGACGACGCUCUACAGCUAUGGCAUCCAGGCCGGUAGCGCACAGGACAAGGCGACUGCGUUCAAAAAAUGGCAGGAGCUCAUAUCGGAUCCGGACCUUUCGCGUAAGUUCGCCUCGCAGUUCAUCAUGACUGAGCUUGGUGUGGUGGUCACCGGCACGUUCUUUGGUCCCCAGUCCGAAUUCGACAGCCUCAACAUUUCCAGCCGACUUCCCGAUGCUGACGAAAGCGUCGUUGUGCUCGACGACUGGCUCGGUGUUGUCGGUCACUGGGCCGAGGAUCUAGCGCUCGAGCUCGCCGGAGGUAUCCAAUCCAAUUUCUAUGCCAAAUCGCUCGCCUACACCAAAGAUGAUCUCAUCCCGGACGCCGCGGUCGACGACCUCUUCAAGUACAUUGACUCCACCGACAAAGGCACCCUCGCGUGGUUUCUCAUUUGGGACCUCGAAGGCGGCGCCAUCAACGACGUUGCGCCCGACGCUACCGCCUACGGCCACCGCAAUGCGCUGUUUUACCACCAGGCAUACGCCGUCAACCUAUUCGGCCGCGUUGACGACACCAUCCGGGACUUUCUCACAGGUCUGAACAAAGUUGUCACGGAUGCGCUGGGCCAUGACCUUGGAGCCUACGCCGGGUAUGUUGAUCGUGCGCUGGGGGAUGAUGGACCAAGCAAGUAUUGGGGUGAUAAUCUGGAGCGCCUGCAGCAAAUCAAAGCGGUCGUGGAUCCCGAGGAUGUGUUCCAUAAUCCGCAGAGUGUGCGUCCGAAGGCUUAG
Paraphaeosphaeria sporulosa is the source of this 1422-nucleotide messenger RNA. Its product is annotated as FAD-binding domain-containing protein. The record is from RefSeq and is a predicted model, not a curated record. Gene Ontology annotation, molecular function: oxidoreductase activity; FAD binding. The transcript is spliced from 2 exons. Lineage: Eukaryota; Fungi; Ascomycota; Dothideomycetes; Pleosporales; Didymosphaeriaceae. Bases 1 to 1422 code for a protein of 473 amino acids.